UUUGUUGGGAAUCGCUAGAUUCAACAGCAAUGUAAGGGACUGUGCAUUUAUCCUUCCGGAGACCAGUGUAAUAUCCCCUAGGAGAUGGGCGGAAACCCUUCGCGAAUCCUAACGCGGCUCGUGUGGGUGUGAAUGGAUCAUCUUAAACUUCGGUGAAAGUAGGUGAAUAACUAGGUGUCUUCUGUUACACCUCGCGCACCUCUGUUAUCAAUCGGUGCCCGGAAAAAUGAUGGUUCAGACUGCUUGGAUAAGUGUUUUCCUACAGGUCAUCGCUUCCGUUUCGGGGGUACCGGAGGUCAUCAAUUUAGGGGGACUAUUUCAUUCUACCGAUGAAAUUCAAAAAGUUGCAUUCAAAUGUGCGACCGAGAUGGUUCAAAAGGAUUCACAUCUGCUGCCCAACACGACCAUCCUGACACAUAUGUUGGACGUACCGCGGUAUGACAGUUUCCAAGUCCAACUCAAAGUGUGCGAGCUGAUGGGAAAAGGUAUUUCGGCUGUUUUUGGACCACAGACAGGAUCUACGUCAUCAAUCGUGCAAUCCCUGUGUGACAACAAAGAAAUCCCUCACGUUCAAUCUCGAUGGGACUACUAUCAGCGACGCGGGUCCUGCCUAGUUAAUCUUUACCCCCAUCCAUCUGUGCUCCUCAAGGCGCUGUUUGAUGUCGUGGAGGCAUGGAACUGGAAGAGUUUCACAAUAAUUUACGAGAACAAUGACAGUAUUUUGAAAGUGAGUGAGCUGUUAAAGAUCCACGAUAGCAAGGGCUAUCCGGUCGUUCUCCGUCAACUGGACGCAGAUGACAAUCACAGACCCGUAUUGCGGCACGUUAAGGACUCGGGCGAGACUAACAUAGUGCUUGACUGUUCGGACGAGAAGCUUCAUGAAGUUCUGAAACAGGCCCAGCAAGUUGGACUCAUGGGCUCAGAGCACAGUUUUAUCGUUACAUCUCUCAAUCUACAUGCAAUGGAUCUGGAGCCUUUCCAGUACAGCGGAACCAACAUCACUGGAAUGCGGUUGUUCGACCCGGAUGAUCCCCAGGUUCAGAACGUGGUCAGAUAUUGGAUUGAUUCGGAGCUCAGCGAAGGCCGAAUUUUGGACAUGACCCCCGAGAAGCUCCCUGUAGAGGCAGCGUUGAUCCAUGACGCAGUUCUCCUCUUCGCCAAGGCGUUCGAACAUUUGAACAUGAGCGAGGAAUUGGCGAGCGCACCGCUCCAGUGCGAGGAGGCUUCCAGCUGGGACCAAGGAUACAGUGUUAUCAACUAUAUGAAAGUUAGCGAGUUGAAGGGGUUGACUGGGCAUAUCGUGUUCGACCACGAGGGGUUCCGGACGAACAUCCACCUGCAGCUGAUCGAGCUGACGGACGAGGGGCUGAAGCAGCUCGGGACGUGGAACACGAGCGAAGGUCUCCGCAUCAUCAAGGCCGAGGCAGAUGAAGACGCCUCCGCAGCAGCCCAGACCGAAGAUCUCCGCAACAUGACCUUCAUCGUCAUCACUGCUCUCACGCCUCCGUACGGAAUGCUGAAGGAGUCAAGCCACAAACUAGAGGGCAACGAUCGGUUCGAGGGCUACGGCAUCGAUUUGAUCCACGAGCUGAGCCUCAUGAGCGGUUUCAACUACACGUUCCGGAUCCAGGCCGACAAGAGCAGCGGGAACCCGGACCCGCGGACCGGUCGAUGGAGCGGUAUGAUCGGCGAAGUCCUCGAAGGGCGAGCAGAUUUGGCCAUCGCUGAUUUGACAAUCACACGUGAGCGAGAGAGUGCAGCUGAUUUUACGUUACCAUUCAUGAAUCUAGGAAUCAGUAUUCUAUACAAGAGUCCAACAAAAUUGGCACCAAGCUUGUUCUCUUUCCUUUCACCAUUCAGUAAUGAGGUUUGGAUUUACAUGAUAGCAGCAUACGUUGGCGUUUCUGUUUUACUUUUUAUCAUGGCCAGGAUCAGCCCUUACGAAUGGAAUAAUCCUUACCCUUGCAUCAAGGAUCCCGAGGAACUAGAAAAUCAAUUCAGUCUUUUGAACUCAUUCUGGUUUACUAUUGGCUCUCUUAUGCAACAAGGCUCUGAAAUCGCGCCAAUAGCUCCGUCAACGCGGAUGGUGGCUGGCAUCUGGUGGUUUUUCACGCUGAUCAUGGUUUCAUCCUACACUGCCAACUUAGCCGCUUUCUUGACCGUGGAAGACUUGUCAUUGCCCUUCAGAAAUGUGGAGGAGCUCGCCAAUCAAAAUACGAUAAAAUACGGUGCUAAAGCUGGUGGAUCAACGGCAAAUUUCUUCCGGGACUCAAACCACUCGACCUACCAGAGAAUGUGGCAGUAUAUGGAGGCAAAUCCAGAGGUCAUGACUAACUCGAACCAAGAGGGCGUGGACAGAGUCGUGAACGAGGACUACGCUUUCCUGAUGGAGUCAACCUCCAUCGAAUACGAGGUCGAGCGCAAAUGUCAACUGUCCCAAGUUGGAGGACUCCUCGAUAACAAGGGCUACGGAAUCGUCAUGAGGAAAAAUUCCUACUAUCGAAAUGUUUUGAGUUCCAACGUUUUGAGUCUGCAAGAAAAAGGGGUCUUGACGCAGCUGAAGAAAAAAUGGUGGAAAGAGAAGCGAGGCGGUGGAGCUUGUCAGUCCAAAGAUGGGGGAGAAGAAGAUGCCACGGACGAGGGCUUGGACCUGGACAACGUCGGUGGAGUGUUCGUCGUCUUGGUGGCUGGUGUCAUCGUCGGAGUCGUCCUUGCACUUGUCGAGAUGACGUGGCACUUAUGGAGAGUCUCCGUCAACGAACAUGUAUCAUUCAAGGAUGAGGUGAUCGCUGAGUUGAAGUUUGUGGCCAAAUUUCACGGAUCAACAAAACCGGUUCGCCGGGCCAUCAGAGGUAGCUCGCGAGCGUCCAGUGUCGAUCACCCAAAUUUUGAAAACGGCAACACUUAUCAACAUCAUUUUGCCUUGGAUGAUUCUAAACAGCCUCUCGAUUGAGGCCUCUCGCGUUUUGCAGCAAAGCCAGUGUUUGUAAUUAAUGAUGUUGAAAAUAAAAUAUGUUUGAUUUUUUUUAAUAA
Molecule: messenger RNA, 3033 nt
Organism: Bemisia tabaci
Lineage: Eukaryota; Metazoa; Arthropoda; Insecta; Hemiptera; Aleyrodidae
Source: RefSeq, a predicted model, not a curated record